GGCGGUGACAGUCGUGGCUUCUCUGCGAGAGAAAGAGCCCGGCCGUGUUCGCGCGCACAAUAGAGAGCCACCCAGAGCGAGGCGCUUCUGUUGCCGCUUCCCCUUCUCGGCUUCGCCGCUGCCUCUCAGAAAAUCGCUUUUGUCUGUCGCUGGCCCCUCUCGCUUUGCAUUUUGCAAGCACCGGCGUGCUCGGUCGCAGCCGCGUUUUGCAGACAUGAAAGCCAUCAGCCCGGUGAGAUCCGUCAGGAGCUGCUACGAAGCCGUGUGCUGCCUGUCGGACCAGAGCCUCGCCAUCGCCCGGGGGAGCAGUAACAAGAGCCCGGCUUUGGAGGAGCCCAUGAACCUCCUCUACGACAUGAACGACUGCUACUCCAAGCUGCGGGAGCUGGUGCCGGGCAUCCCGCAAGGCUCCAAAGUGAGCCAAGUGGAGAUCUUGCAGCACGUCAUAGACUACAUCUUCGACCUGCAGAUCGUGCUGGAGGAGCAGGCGAAGAAGGGCCAGGAGGCGGCGGAGGCGUCGCUGCUCUCUUUCAAAACGGCAGACCUUGCAUCAGAACUCUGCUCAAAGGAUGAGAGAAACCUUUGCCACUAAUAUCUUAACAGACUGCAGGUGUGAGAUCCUGACACUUCGUUCUCUCCAGUAAAAGAGAGAGAAGAUAGAAGAAAAAGACCUUGACUGGAGAAAGGAUCAGAUGUUUAACCCCCAUGUACUCAGCCAUGGAGGGGGUAGCUGCCUUUAUCUUCCAGAUAAACUCUGUCUGUGGAGCUAGGCUGUACAAGGCAAUUUUCACCCGCCUUGACUGGGACUUCGAAUAACAUUUUGUUACUUCUCCUUUGUGUUUUAUUUUCCAUCUGCCUGAAAACCAAACUGCAGGACAGAAAAAAACUCAGAAUGCAACAAAAGAACCCCCUUUUUCAUCGGAUGGUGGGAAGGGUUAAAGAAUUUAAGAACAAAAAGGUGCUCUGAGCCAUCAGAUCCGCACUUAACUGCGCGCUGUUGCUGGUCGGAUCUCCGAGAAAUGACAACAGCAUCCCUUCCAUGAUGGCAGUUUUAGGACAGUGCAGGACAGAUCCGUGCUUUGCUCUUUUAAAAAGAAAGGGCAUGGCAAACUUUGACAGAUAAUGCAGCCUGUGUGUAUAUUUUGGAUUAUAGUUUUUUAACAUCAAUUUUGGGAGGGUUAGAAGGUGCUUUUAAGAGUUAUGGAAACUGAACAGUCUUGGGGCUAGUUUGCCUCAUGGUUUUUAUUGUUGAACUCUAUAAUAGAGAUAAUGUGUACUUUUUUUUUGGCAGGAAGGUUAAUUUCUGCAUCCAUUAACUGUACUUGCUUUGUAAAAAAACUUUUUAUAAAAGUUUCUUAUGUAAUAAAUUUACACUGUUUUUUUUUU
Messenger RNA from Varanus komodoensis (Komodo dragon), 1386 nucleotides. RefSeq names its product inhibitor of DNA binding 3, HLH protein (gene ID3). The transcript has 3 exons. The coding region runs from base 215 to 592 and encodes 125 amino acids. Gene Ontology annotation, biological process: circadian regulation of gene expression; negative regulation of transcription by RNA polymerase II; cell differentiation. Gene Ontology annotation, molecular function: transcription regulator activity; protein dimerization activity. Lineage: Eukaryota; Metazoa; Chordata; Lepidosauria; Squamata; Varanidae. Gene Ontology annotation, cellular component: cytoplasm; nucleus. The record is from RefSeq and is a predicted model, not a curated record.